Messenger RNA from Pelodiscus sinensis (Chinese soft-shelled turtle), 6754 nucleotides. It is a transcript of the gene COL26A1, whose product is annotated as collagen type XXVI alpha 1 chain. Lineage: Eukaryota; Metazoa; Chordata; Testudines; Trionychidae. The record is from RefSeq and is a predicted model, not a curated record. Gene Ontology annotation, molecular function: protein binding.
GAGCGCGGCCGCUGCCUUCCCCCGGGGAGUCGCUGGCGCCGUGGGGUCUCCGGCAGCGCCGGCGAAGGGUUAAUGGGAAGCCCCACGCCCCCUUUGACGGAACUGAGCCAACCUCACCAAAUUUGAAAAGGCAUCCGGAGUUGCGUGUGCGCCCUGGGGGCAGGGAGCCGGCGCUGGGCGCGGGGGUCCCCGGGCUCUAGGAGCAGCCGCCAGGGCUUAGCUUGCAGGGGGGAUUUGGCUUUCCUUGGCCAGCCAGGCGCAGAGGUGAUCUGUGUCUUAAGGAGCGCUCCUGCUCCGACAGCCCCGGAUCUCCCCCAGCCCGCUCGCCGGUCGGCGUGACUCCGGAUUGCGGAGGCAAAGAACCGGCGUCUUUGUGCAGUGUGGCCCCGGCUCCAGCGCUUCUCGCUGGGAAGAUGAAGUUGGCGCUUCUCUGGCCCUGGUGGUGCUGUUUCUGCGGCUGCACGCUCGGGACCGGCUUCCUCUACCAGUUCCCCGCCUCCACUUUGCAGCACAACUACCCCGAGCAGAGCUCGGGGUCGCCAGGCAGCGGCUUCACAAACCGCCGGCAUUGGUGUCAUUACACGGUCACACGGACAGUUUCCUGCCAAGUGCAAAAUGGCUCGGAGACGGUGAUCCAGAGGGUUUAUCAGAGCUGCCGAUGGCCUGGACCUUGUGCCAACUUAGUGAGUUACAGGACUCUUAUCAGGCCCACGUACAAAAUGUCUUACCGCACAGUGACCACCCUGGAGUGGAGAUGCUGUCCCGGGUUCACAGGGAGUAACUGCGAAGAGGAGUGCAUGAACUGCACGAGACUGACGGAUAUGACGGAGAGGCUGAACACGCUGGAAGCCAAGAUUCUUCUGCUUGAGUCUGCAGAGCGCACACCCCCUUCCGAGAACGACCUGCCAAUCGCCAGGACAACAGCCUCGUGGUAUGACGACUUGCUCCCAGACGCGAUUCCCCUGGUAAAUCCUGGGACGGUGCUGAGGAAGCCGGUGGGACCAGCUGGGGUGCCAGGACAGAUCGGGCUCCCAGGUCCUAUUGGACCAGUUGGACUUCCAGGACCUCCAGGACCAAAAGGAGACCGGGGAGACACUGGCGAGAGGGGGCCAGCCGGGCCACCAGGACUUCUGGGACCUCAAGGACCAAGAGGACUUCCAGGAGAAACUGGGAUCCCUGGCCCUCCAGGACCUCCAGGGCCACCUGCAUCCCCAGGCCUGCCGCUCACUGUCCAACAAGGGGUUCUCUACUCGCUGCAGCCCACGGCUGAAAAAGAAAAUGGAGAACCCCAGCUGGCUUCCACCAUCAUAGACACGAUCAUGGCUGGCUUGCCAGGGCCACGUGGCGCACCAGGGCCUGUUGGGCCACCAGGACCUCCAGGCACUUCAGGACCCAAGGGGCCCCCAGGACCUACUGGAGUUCCUGGAUCACAAGGUGUUCCGGGCUCUCCUGGACAGCCUGGGCCUAAAGGUUCCAAAGGAGAUCGAGGUGAAAGAGGGCAAGCAGGCCUGUCUGGAGAGAGGGGCAAUAAGGGACUGCCUGGUGAACCUGGCAAGAAGGGUGAAGAAGGAGAUAAAGGGGCUGAUGGAGAAGGAGUUCAACAACUUCGAGAAGCCCUGAAGAUUUUAGCUGAGAGGGUGUUAAUUCUAGAGCAUAUGAUAGGAAUUCAUGAUUCUUUAUCUUCCAUGGAGCCGGGCUCAGGGCAGGAAGUGAUCGCAGGCACCUCUCUACGAACGAGCAUCAAAAUCAAACGCGGCGGCCCCGAGCAGCGGCACCACCCCUAUCACCUUCUCUCUUCACUGCUGGAGGACAGUGAAGCCAAAAGGAAAAGCAACUGAAUGAAACAGGAGCAUUUGUGCAUUCUACAGCCCCUUCACUGACUAAAGAUACAGUAUCCUAGUGCUUAACCACCGCAUGCAGAAGGAAGUGGGUAGGAGUCUGCAGGGUUAGCAGUAAGGUUUCCAUGCCUGGACACUGCUAAACUACUCCUGCAAGGAGUGUCUUAACUGUAGCUCAAAGGUUCUUACGAAGAGCAAUUCCUCUUCCCCCUACUUCCGAAUACACCAAAUGGCAGGCAUUCUUAAAAGCCAUCCCUGGAAAUGGAUAGUCCUUAGCCCUCUUCCAAGAGCUUGCAGCUCCCCCCCUCCACAAAUUAUUUGUUUAAAAGACUGCACAGCUGGCUCAAACAUCAUUCAUUCUACCCUAGCUCAAAGCAAAGUCCCCGAGCAAUAUUUUGGUGGCAUCUGGUUAUUUUUAGACAUGUUUUAUUUUCACAAUAUAAUUUCCAGUCAUGCCCCUUUCCAUACACUACUAAAGCCACGGAAAUAUUUCCUUUUAUAGAAAAGAGCAAAAAACACGAAGAAACUUUCACCUCUUUGUGGAGUGUCUUUGUUUCAGAUUGUGUUGCUUAUUCAAAAUCUCUGGCAAAUUUCAUUUAUUCCUGGGCUUUCUGGUUGAAAUUUAAAAUCAGGGAGUUGAGUUGUGUUUGGUUGGUUGUGUGAAUGGAGUAUUCUUUUUUUGUUCCCCGAUUGCAUGAAUAGUUUUACUAUCCAAUUUCUGGUAUAAAUAAUGAACGAAUGUAAAAUUAUUUCCCAUGCAUAUUCAAGUGUAAAAGAUCGAAAUCCUUUUGGCAAAACAUUCAUAGCAAGCAAGACAAAAUUGUAAGAAAGCUUGCAUAGAGUGAACACAAAAUAGGUAUGAACGCAGCCAAGAAGAAUUCAAUUCUUCUUAGGAACAAAUAUACACUGAAAAGGUUUUGCACUAUUUACCCAGCUUUAAAUCAGAAGCCAGAACUCACUAUAUAGUUUUUUAUUUAUAUUAUGGAUAUUUUUAAAAGUAUCCAUCAUCUCCUCGUGGUUUGAAUCUGGAGCAUCGUGCUGGCAAAACACAGUAGGAGGAUUAGACUCUUACCAGAGGGUUGUCUUGUGAUCUUGCAGCUAAAUGCCCAAUCGUUUUACUUUUUGCAGUAGCUCUUAUUAUUGGGGAGACAGACUACCCCUAUUAAGAGGCCAAACAGGAAUUUCACAUCUGCUGUCAAAACAAAUUGGACAAGUUAAUGUUACUCAUGUAGUCAAUAAAAUUACUUUUUAAUAGCAGGAUUGGAUGACCAGAGCAACUGAUAAUAGGUUGCAGAAUUUUUCAUUGUUCAGUCACUAAAAUUCUUUCCAAGGCACCAGUGAACAAAUGUUGUGUGUCUGUUGUUUGGUGACUUAAGUGAAUUCAUAGCAUUACUCAGGCUAGUUCCUAGUGCAAAUAUAUCAACAUCAAAAAGGCACCCUUGUAAUUCCUUAGCAGCUUUGUUGGCAAUCUCAACAGAGAAAUCAAGGACAUGAAUGGUGCAUGGAGACAGAAGUACUCUCUUACUGCUAAAGGUGGUCUUCCCAGGUCAGAAUGGAGGCAUGCUGAAAACUGGGACCCGGCACAGCCUAUGGAUAUGUAGUCCAUGCCUACAGUUUCAGUCUGACUUAGCUUAACACCAGUUUAAAAAAGUGUGUGUGUCUGUGUGUGUGUGUGUGUGUGUGUUAAUUCUGUGUACAUACUUACACACACACACACACACACACACAGCCUCUGUGUCUAGAUAGAUACCGAUAGCAAGAGCUUGACAAAUAAUGCAAUUUACUCACCCGUGGCUAGUAGAUUGCAACCCGGAAGAGCCGGGUUUGGGUCAUCUGCAUAUGCGCACAAUGAUCUGCGCAUGUGCAGAAUGAUCUGCGCAUGCGCAGAUCUCAGGACAGCACGGCUGGCGAGCAGGGGAUUGAGAGGAAUGGUCACUUCUAGGACAACAAAAUAAGGUAUUCAGAGUAGAUGUUAGCUGCAAGCCCAAUGCUGCAUCCAGUGACAAUGUGUAUAUAAAUAAUUCGGAAUGAGAUCAGUAGUUUUUAGAAACAGUUGGCAGCCAUCUCUCAGUCUAAAUACAAACAUGAAUGCACAGAGCACAACUAUACCAAGACAGGUGGUAGACAAACAAGAAAAGCCCCGUGAACCACCCUAAACGUAUUUCUUCCACUCACUCACGGAAGUGGAAUAGAGUUAUAGAAAGGGAAUUUAGAUCACGAAAUCUUGUGGAAGGACAGUGGUUUAUAGCAGAGCCAUGCCAUGCUUACGUUAAUUUUGUUCCUGGGCUGGUUGACGGUUUCCUUUAAAAAAAAACUCCCUGACCACGUAUUUUUAUAUGUCUGCCUCUGGUGAGACAUUUACAAAAGGUGGUUGAUUACUUCUGUUGAUAAGCUGAGGUCCUAUCCUGCAUCUAUUACCAGGCAGAAUGCUAACUAUGUGUUCAGGGAAUAGGUCACUGACAGCAUGUUUACACUGCAGCAUUAUUUCAAAAUAACUCACAUUAUUGAAGGUGCGUGUCUACACAGCAAGUCCGGCUUCUUAUUCCGACUUCUGUAACCCUCAUUUCACAAGUAGUAAGGGAAGUCAAAGGAAGAGUGUUCUUCCUUCGACUUCCUGCUAUGUAGACAGCACCAAAAGUCGAGUUAAACUACUUCAAGUUCAGCUACACAAUUAACAUAGCUGAAGUUGCGUAGCUUAACUCUUUAGCCCACAGUGUAGACGUGCCCUGAGACAUGAAGAGAAAUCAGUUUAAUGAAAUGAUGUAUGCUGGUCAUGCGGGCGUGAGCUGCAUUUCAUCAGCUUGCUAGGGAAGACUUUUCCCAUAGCAGGAUUUCAGAGGCAAAGCCUCAAGCUGAUCUUUAAAAAGGGAAAUAUCAAUAUUCUAUUUUGAUGAGUCUGACUGUUGGAUAUAAUUUGGGAAGGGGGAGAGAAACUAUGCAGUGGGUUCAGUUUUCCUUGAGCUUUUGGAGACUUCCAAAUGAGUUAAAGGGGACAGGUUUCAUUCCCACAGAUUAGUAUUUGGGAAUUAAAAACCAAUUGCAUUAGCUUGAUGAGUAGCCUCUUUAGUUGAUUCACAUUUGACUAGCACUCUGGGUUUUAAUUAAAUUAUUCAAAACAACUGAAUAAAGUAAGAUGAAAAAGUUAAUUGAAAUUGUUUGCAAUUAAUCCUACCAGAUUGAUUGGUUGUGAGAAGGCUGGUUUAGGUUCAGAUUGCAACACCAUUUUAAUUAUCAGCUUUCACAGAUUUCUAUAAAGACCUAUAUAUUUUUUUGCUUAGCUACACCUAUUAGUGUGGUACUGUAUCUUUAAUCUGGGUAACAAUAGGACCAUAUAGUGUGGACAUUGUCACUGGACUAGGGUUAAAUUCCUCACUAUUAAGUCAAUCAGACCAUACUGUGGUACAGUCUUAGAUUUGAAAGUGAAAGGUGAACUUAGCCUCAUAUGUUGACAUAAAUGAUAUUUGUGACGAAAUAAACCAAUCUAACCACAGUUUCCAUCUUAGGCAGGAUACUAAGAUUCAUUAGCCUGAGCAUAUGCAUUUUACCAUCUCUGUGUAAUUUAGGGGGUGGACAUAUUUCAAAUGCGUGCUCAUUUAGAAAUAUACUUUAAUUGAAAUGUUAGUGGUUUUUUCUUACAUGCAUAUUGUGCAAUACCAUAGUGUGUCCUUUUGCCUUUAAACUUCUUUGCAAUUUUUCAAGUCCCUCUCUGAACUCCGAUACUUUUCGACUUGAAUUGCUUCUGGGAGUAGAAAAACACUUUUUUCCUUGCCUUGAGCUAACCUGAAGCACUGUCUGUAUAUUGCACAGUAUAAUAGGUGUAGUUUGUGCACCCCGACUUUCACUAGUGCACUGAUACUCUUUGGGGAAAUAGGGUAUCCAAUAGUCACUUAUUCUAAAGACUUGACAGCAAUGCAGAAAAUUAAAAAUAAGCUAGAAAUAAGGGCUGUAUCCUGCUUCAGCUGCUGUGACAGGCUCUUGCAAUUGACUUUAAUGGGAGCUGGCAGAGGACACAUGUUCAGAUCCAGAUCAUCAGCUGGUGUAAACGAGGACAGGUCCAGCGAUGUCGAAGGAACUAUGAUUUACCCUAGCAGAAGAUCUGGCUCACAACUUUGGAUCUAGGUUCUGUUCCAGUCUAUAGAAUAAAGUAGAAAUAAAGAAUAAACUACACUGAUGGUUUCAGGAGGACAGACAGAAAAACCCUGGGAGUACACAAAGGUAGGUUCUUGACUGACUAAUUGGAAAUUCCCUGUAGUCCACAAGUUAUGACCUUUACAUUGGUCAAGAUUACAUUCCAUUCUGCUCCAGCAUUUGGGGGGAAGAGACAUUAACUACUAUUAAUUCUGAAAUGCAGUGAAAUCAAAGGUGCUAUACAUGUCCAUAGAGCACAUUCCCAAAUGUAGAAGAAAAUGUUAACUUCUUCACAACUUAUUUUACAGUCUUUUUUUUAUUUAUAGCCGUGUGUUUUGUGUGUGUGCAAGGGGGUCCCAGCUUUUAUAACCAUAAUAAAUUCUACAAUCAUUUGAUCUUUUAUAGUGAAGUCAUAUGUGGCAUUUUGUGAUAUUGUGUGUGAUUUUUUUAAGAGAACAGUAAUGAAUCUCUUGUGACAUAAUGAACUCAUUUAUGACAGGUUCGCACAUUUGUCAUCAGACUUCACUAAAGGACUAUAUAACCCACCCACCCACCCCCCAACCUGUUAGCUCCAGCCCUUGCAUGGUUAAUUCUCUGUUUUCAUAUUGCUAUAUUAUUGUUCAUGGUAUCUUUUCCUCUUUGUUUGCUAUGGGGUUUGUUACUGUAUAUGGAAUGUUUUGUAUUCAGCAUUUUUUUUUACAGAACAAAGUGGGAACAAUACUCAAGAACCCACAAAUACCAAAGACCUUUCAUGUAAUGCACUGAAAAAUAAACAUACUGUAAGUGAA